Hyaloscypha bicolor E is the source of this 956-nucleotide messenger RNA. Its product is annotated as putative short-chain type dehydrogenase. The record is from RefSeq and is a predicted model, not a curated record. The transcript has a single exon. The coding region runs from base 65 to 853 and encodes 262 amino acids. NCBI's taxonomy places the organism in Eukaryota, Fungi, Ascomycota, Leotiomycetes, Helotiales, Hyaloscyphaceae.
CUCAGCACCAGCCUUUGAACAACUCCCCUCUCCACCAUCUCCUUCCUUCCAAGCCACCAAAGCCAUGUCGCACAAUCCCCAAAACAAACCAGUAAUCGCCGUCGUCGGUGCAGGACCCGGGAUAGGAGAAGCAGUCGCCCGACGCUUCGUCUCCUCAGGCUUCAUCGCUGCCCUCCUAGCCCGCACGGAAGGCAAACUACAGACCAUGGUCUCCGGUAUCACCUCUUCCUUUGGUCCCGGAACAGCAAGAUAUUAUCUCACGGACUUGCGAAUCGAAUCUCAAGUUCAAUCAAGCUUCAACCUCAUCCACUCAGAGCUCGGUCCCGCCUCGGUACUGAUCUACAACGCAGGCGCUCGACGAGUAAACGGGCGCUCAAUCCUUGACACGACGUCCGAGGAAUUUGAAUCCUUCACUAAAAUCAACCUCUUCGGUGCAUUUUGGGCAACUAAAUGUGUACUCCCAGAUAUGCUCGCCGCGGAGAAAGGCACAAUAAUCUUCACCGGCGCAACGGGUUCCCUGCGCGGAUCCGCUGGACUCUCCUCUUUCUCACCCGGGAAAUUCGGGUUAAGGAGUUUGGCACAGAUUAUCACGUGGGAGUACCAAGCAAAGGGGGUUCAUUGCGCGCAUCUUGUGAUGGAUGGGCCAGUGGAUGGGAAGCUGAUUGGUGGUGUUACGAGGAGGAAAUGGGAGAGGGAAGGGGAGAAGGAGAAGUUGAUAGAGGUGGAGAGGUAUAUUAUGCAGCCGAGAGAUCUGGCUGAUAUAUACUGGUUCUUGUAUGAGCAACCCAGGAGUACGUGGACGCAUGAGCUGGAUGUUAGGGCGCAGAAGGAGAGCAUGUUUUCUAAGCUUUGAGUGUUUGGCGGGGGCCGCUGCUUUGAAGUGACAAUGUCACAUUUUUUUAGGGUGCAAAGUCGGACUUAACGUUCUGAUAAUGUACGAGGAUCUUAUACAUUAC